AUGACAGCCUUGCCCACGGCCGCCGUCAUCCCAUGGACCCUGCUGCUUCUGCUGCCGGUCAUAUCUGUCAUUUGGUUAUGUCUGAGAUACGUCGAAGGGCGGCAGAGACAAGUGCAGGACGGUGCGUCUCGUCAUGAGCCGCACGAUGAGGAUGUGAUCUUUGACGCGUCACAUCAUCCCCAGGGCAGCAGCAUUUUUGUGCAGGCCAUUCCCGUUGUUGCGCCAGAGCUACCUGUCGUCGAUGGCAGCCCGCAGCUGCGUGACUCCUCGGAGCUGUACGGCGAGGGGCAUUACUUGCCACGCGACGAUGGCUCUGUGAGUGGGGNGCAGCCCGCAGCUGCGUGA
Molecule: messenger RNA, 345 nt
Organism: Trypanosoma grayi
Lineage: Eukaryota; Euglenozoa; Kinetoplastea; Trypanosomatida; Trypanosomatidae
Exons: 1
Coding region: 1-345 (114 amino acids)
Source: RefSeq, a predicted model, not a curated record